This is a messenger RNA of Hemibagrus wyckioides, 3175 nucleotides long. RefSeq names its product family with sequence similarity 131 member Ab (gene fam131ab). Lineage: Eukaryota; Metazoa; Chordata; Actinopteri; Siluriformes; Bagridae. The transcript has 5 exons. The coding region runs from base 2015 to 2968 and encodes 317 amino acids. The record is from RefSeq and is a predicted model, not a curated record.
UUUGUGUGUAUCAGAGCAUCUGGAAAUAGCAGCAUCCUCAACUCAUGUUCUUUCAGCUGCCCACCACCGAGCCGCAUUAAGCGCCGGGAGCCGAGACAACCGAGAGAAAAGAAAAAGAGAGUGUCUCCCACACACUGCUUGAGCCAUUAUAAAAAGCUGCCAGAAAUAGCAGUCUUUGUUGUCUCACUGCGCGCGCCAAUCACAUACUAUUCCUCUCAUUCUCUAGUUAAUCUUGACGCUACAGUUAACUAUAUCAUGUGUUCAGUCACACCGGCUGUUACUUAGUAAAGUACAAAAAUAUUUAUUCACUCAACUAAGUAACAAAGUAAAAUCAAUUAUAUAUGUCCAUCCAUCCAUUUUCUAUACCCGCUUUAUUCCUAAUUAGGGUCACGGGGAUCUGCUGGAGCCUAUCACUGGGUGACAGACAGACAGACAACCACACACACUCACACUCACUCCUAUGGGCAAUUUAGAAUUACCGAUCAACCUAAUGUACAUGUUUUUGGACUGUGGGAGGAAACCAGAGUACCCGGAGUAAACCCACGCAGGCACAGGUCCAUACACAACAUGCAAACUCCACACAGAAAGACCCCUGUCUGUUCGAACCCAGGAUUCGAACCCACCUUCUUCCUGUGAGGAAACAAUGCUGACCACUAAGCCACCAUGCUGCCCCAAUUACAUUGUGUAAAAGGAUUUUUGUUACAUAGUGUUAUAAAUGUAAUAUUAUAAAUCCAGUUUACUGCAAACAUUUAGCAUUCGCCAAAUUUAACAAACACACCAGUGUUUAGUCUAGCAAACACCAGAGCUAGCUCAAUCCAGGGACUUUUCCCUUUUUUCAUACGUUAAGCUUUUUCUUCAUUGUUUCAAUUAUCCAGCAGUGUUCGUACAGCUAGCUAGUUAGCUGCGUAAGCUAACUACAUGUGCUGUGUAGCAUGCUGGUAAAUUUAGCUGUGGAUUUUGAACAAAGUCAUUCUCAGUCAAGCCUCUGCUGAAACAAACUCUUCUUCACGCAUAUUUUCUUCGGCAUCUCCCUCUGUACUGAUUAGCUCAUUAGCAUAAGUAAUUAACAUAACUAAACUGCUCAUUCUGCUCUCAGUUCCUCGGUCUUUGAAUAUGUAUGAGUAAACAUGCAGGAAACGCAUAACAUUUCAGAGUCUCCAAUUAGAGCUUUAAUGUCUCGCUGUGAAAAUGCUAGCGUUUGCAAAGCUAAUGUUGCCAUAACAACCAUGAAUUUUGGUUGUCACUAAUAUUUGCUAGCCUUGCUUUUAUAACACGCACAUUCCAGGAUAGUCAGUCUGUUAGAUAAUUCAUAAAUCAAUGAGUUCUGAGAGUUUUGCACGUGCCAGCUGAUGAGGAAGAUCAUCAAAUAGUUUAAACAUGAUGCUUUGUCUUGACCAAUUCUUUGUCUUUCUGCUCUUCGCGCUUUCAGGCUCAAAACCGAAACUCAUUCUGAUAAUUGUCUGGCUUCAGUUAAUAACCUGUGGCUGAUUGACCGCUUAAUUAGCGAACUGUGAGUCAAGUGAUCAAAUACACAGCUUCUAUUUAGUCCCAGAGCUUCACAAAAACAUGAGGAUUACUUUAAAAAGUGAAAAAAAAUCAUGAGCGCGAAAUACUGUAACAUACAUUUUUAGUUGACUGUGAAGCUACAGUCCGUUUAACAUAAACAUUACAUUAAAUAGGGGGAUCUGAAUUAGAGCGCGAGCUACCGAAUUGAACUGUAACCUUUCGAUGUGACGUGAUGCACGUGACGUCAUUCCGGGCAUCGCGACGACUGUCCCGUAGUCCCCCUUCACUCCCUCCCUCUCUUUCAACCCCGGGGAGACAUCCGUGCCAUGGUGAUCGGUUGCUAUAGAAAUGCUCGUUUUUCGGCGACAGAAUUAGAGACCGAGAGAGAGAGAGGGAGAGAUAGAGAGAGGGGAUAGAGAUAGAGAGUGGGAGGACGGGUCGUUAACAGAACGGCGACGUGGCAUGUCUGCUGUGAGGAGCGGUCGGGUCCCAUGCUGCCGGUUCGCACAUGGAAAAGCUGCUGUUCCUCUGCGGCGCGAGCGGCGAUUCGGCCACCGUGGUAAAUGUUGAAGACCCUGACACCAUGUUGCCCAAAUCCAGAAGAGCUCUCACUAUUCAGGAGAUUGCAGCACUUGCCAGAUCCUCACUUCAUGGAAUCUCUCAGGUGGUAAAGGAUCAUGUAACAAAGCCGACAGCGAUGGCGCAGGGACGUGUUGCUCACCUGAUCGAGUGGAAAGGAUGGUGCAAACCCACAGAUGCUCCGAAUGCCCUCGAGUCUGACUUUAACUCCUACUCAGAUCUGUCAGAGGGCGAGCAGGAGGCCCGCUUUGCUGCUGGUGUUGCAGAACAGUUUGCCAUUGCCGAGGCAAAACUUCGUGCCUGGUCUUCAGUAGACGGAGACGAGUCGAAUGACGAUUCAUACGAUGAGGACUUCCUGUCUGCUAAUGAGCCCAACACACAGAGUACAGAUCUUUCUUCGUACCCUCAUUACCUGCGUGACCUCAUACACACUCGGGUCUGUGAGGCUCGGCUGCGUGAGGCUGAAAGCGGCGUCGCAGUCGACCUUUCUCCUCCGGCGGGAUUGCCAGGGUCGCCCCCGGACACACUGGGGUCCAGCACGUGCAGCCUGGACGAGACACACCCAUUGUUGCGUGACCUCGGCCGCUGUGGUGACGACCUAACUGCCAAGAUCCUGGGUGCUCUGCACGGCAGGGAGGACCUCCUACUUUUAGCACGCCUCCAGCGGGCAGGGCAGAGGCGGGGCCAUUUGUUCUCGGAGACGUUUGAAGAUGACGACACGCCUUGCAAAGACUGUAGGGGCGGGGCUUGGUGCACACGGGAAUAUUCCGCACGGAGGAAAGUUUCAGAUGUCGCUUCAUCUGGCGUAGUGUCGCUCGACGAGGAAGACGAAGAUGAAGCAGACGAAGAUGCAGAAGAAGAAGAGGAGGAAAGAGAGCAGUGAACGCCCACCAUUCUGUUCCACUUACAACCCCAGUUUCUGUUUGGAAUGUUUCACUCGGCAUGUUUGUUUUAGACUCCGCCCCUCGCAUUUGCAUACAGACAGUUGUCAGGUGCGGACUUUUUUUUUUUUUUUUUUUUUUUUUUAACCGCGUCUCAACAAUCUUUCCUGCAGUGCGGUGGAGAGGAGGAGGAGGAGAGGAAGAGGAGG